UUUCACGACCCGGCCCCAGGGUUAUGGCCGGGAGUGGGCGGCUGGCGCUGGGGACGCUGCAGGUACCCGGCUGGGUGCGAGGAUCGAGCCCAGCCGUACUGAGCCGCCUUCGGGACGCGGCCGUGGUGCGUCCGGGUUUCCUAAGCGCGGCCGAGGAGGAGACGCUGAGCCGUGAGCUGGAGCCCGAGCUGCGCCGCCGCCGCUACGAAUACGAUCACUGGGACGCGGCCAUCCACGGUUUCCGAGAGACAGAAAAGUCACGCUGGUCCGAGGCAAGCCGGGCCAUCCUACAGCGCGUGCAAGCAGCCGCCUUUAGCCCUGGCCAGACCCUGCUGUCCCCAGUGCAUGUGCUGGACCUGGAACCUCGGGGCUACAUCAAGCCGCACGUGGACAGCAUCAAGUUCUGUGGAGCCACCAUCGCUGGUCUGUCCCUACUAUCUCCCAGCGUCAUGCGGCUGGUGCACACCCAGGAGCCAGGGGAGUGGCUGGAACUCUUGCUGGAGCCAGGCUCACUCUACGUCCUUAGGGGCUCAGCCCGUUAUGACUUCUCCCAUGAGAUUCUUCGGGAUGAAGAGUCCUUUUUUGGGGCGCGUCGGGUUCCCCGGGGCCGACGCAUCUCUGUGAUCUGCCGCUCCCUCCCUGAAGGGAUGGGACCAGAGGAGCCGGGGCAGCCGCCCCCAGCCUGCUGAACCCCUGGCUCUUUCCCCAGCUUCUCAGAGACACCGUGUUGGUGAAUAAAGUUGGAGUGUGGACAGAC
Messenger RNA from Neogale vison (American mink), 757 nucleotides. It is a transcript of the gene ALKBH7, whose product is annotated as alkB homolog 7. NCBI's taxonomy places the organism in Eukaryota, Metazoa, Chordata, Mammalia, Carnivora, Mustelidae. The transcript is spliced from 4 exons. Gene Ontology annotation, cellular component: mitochondrial matrix. The record is from RefSeq and is a predicted model, not a curated record. Gene Ontology annotation, biological process: fatty acid metabolic process; DNA damage response. Bases 24 to 689 code for a protein of 221 amino acids.